AUGCUCCCGAACACGGCCCGCGCCCGCUCCCGCACGUCCAUCUCCUCCCAUCGGAGCGCCUUCGGCGGGGCCGCACCAGCCGCAAACGCGGCGCCAACGCACGCAUCCGCAAGGGCGACGGGCGAACGUCGGCGCCGACCGCGGCGUGCGACGUCUGGCCAGCUGUCGUCCUCCAGGAAAGACGGCUCCACGCCCGCGGCGGCCUCCACGGGCACGGGCCGACGCCCCAGCGCCAAGCCCCGUCCAGCAGCAGCCCCGCGGCCCGCUCCAGCGCAGUGGGCCCGCUGCUCCAGCAGCGGGGGGGCGCUUGGCACGCCGCGCAGCACCACUGUCAGCAGCAGGCGGACCAGCGCGCCCCGCAGCGCGCGCUUCUGCCACACGGCGGCGCCAGCGCCGGCGGCGCUCCACCUUCGCUGCCGACGUCGCCGUCGGCAUCCUCACAUACGCUUCCUCGUCGACCACCUCGUCAGCCGUCGGCACGCGCGGCACAGCCAGCGCAGCCGAAGCUGCGGCUGCCACGAGGCGCACGAUCGUCCAGGGCAGCGAAAACGGCAGCCGCAACGAGGGCGGCGCCGUCGCACGUCGGGAGGUCUUCUCUAG
Molecule: messenger RNA, 600 nt
Organism: Prorocentrum cordatum
Lineage: Eukaryota; Dinophyceae; Prorocentrales; Prorocentraceae
Source: the annotation of a GenBank genome assembly